Messenger RNA from Trichoderma asperellum CBS 433.97, 1074 nucleotides. RefSeq lists its product as uncharacterized. NCBI's taxonomy places the organism in Eukaryota, Fungi, Ascomycota, Sordariomycetes, Hypocreales, Hypocreaceae. The record is from RefSeq and is a predicted model, not a curated record.
AUGAAUCUCAUCUUCGACUUCGACGGCACCAUCACCAUCAAAGACACAAUCUUCCAACUCGCCCAGGCCGCAAUCGACUUCAAGCGCAGCACCAACCAGCAAGACCUCCAACCCGCCUGGGACGCCAUCGUCAAGGCCUACGGCGACGACCACAAAUCCUUUGCCAGCAGCUACACGCCCCCCGAGAGCGAGCGCCUCCAGCCGCAGCAAGAGCUCGUCUACCUGUCCAGCCUCAAGGACACCGAGAAUGCGUCGCUCGACAGGGUCGACCAGUCGGGCCUCUUCUCCGGCCUGACCGCGCAGCACCUGUUCCAGAUGGGCAGGGACCAGGUUUCCAGCGGCGCCGUCGCCAUCAGGGAGGGCUUCGUCGAGGUGGUGGAGCUGGCGCGGCAAAGGGGCUGGCACGUCGGCGUGCUCUCGGUGAACUGGUCCAGGGCCUUUAUCGAGGGCGUGCUCCAUCCGGUUGACGUUCGCGUCAUCACCAACCAGAUAGCCGCAGACGGCACAAUCCAAGGCCCCGAUGGAUUCAACCGCGGCGUCAGGCUGACUACGGCCCGCGACAAGGCCACUUCUCUGAGCCAGCUCAUCGCCGAGGCAGAGCACUCGUCCAGUCCAACCGUCUACUUUGGCGAUUCAACCACAGACAUGGAGUGCCUCCUGGCUCACUACGGCAUCGUCAUAUCCGCGGAUGCCAAGUCAUCGCUCAUGCAAACGCUUGAUCGUGUCGGUGUCCGCGUCCCACACGUCGACAGCCGUCCGCAGGAUGGGAACAUCGUUUGGGCACGGGAUUUUCGAGAAAUUCUGCAAAACCAAACGCUGGAGCGCAUCUCAACGGGCCAAUGAGUUUAGUAUCGGUCUUCAAUCUCACUGACUUUAUACGACAAGAUACAGUAUCAUGUAUGUCUACACUUUCACGCUGUCUGGAUGUCAAGGCAAGGCUUGGGGUCGGCGACCCCUCCGUGUGUGAAGUGCCAGCAGCUAUACCAAGAUGAAGGUUUCCCACUACAGGUUACACUCGAAAUAUGUCCCGGAAAUCCUAGCCGCGUGUUAUACUCGACCGUAAAUUCACUCGGA